CCUCUACCCUCUAGACAAAAGACAACUCGGUACCCAACCCAGAACAUGCUACUGUAUUAUCAUUAGGCCCCGAUGUGCUUCCAGAGUACAAGCUACAGUCGCCUCGGAUCCACAAAUGGACCAUCCUGCAUUACUCGCCCUUCAAAGCCGUCUGGGACUGGGUCAUACUCCUCCUGGUCAUCUACACGGCCAUCAUCACCCCCUACAAUGCUGCCUUCCUCCUCAAGAAAGACUCCCCCACCCCAACCACCCCACCGAGCGAUGACACCCCCUCCACGUCGACCACGGGUUCAAACAGCGCCAACUACAAGCAGCCGCUCACCAUCAUCGAUCUCAUAGUCGACGUCAUGUUCAUCAUAGACAUCCUGAUCAAUUUUCGGACGACAUACGUCAACAAGAAUGACGAAGUGGUCUCGCAUCCCGGCAAGAUCGCUGUGCACUAUUUUAAGGGCUGGUUUCUUAUUGAUGUGGUCGCAGCGAUUCCAUUUGAUCUCCUUCUCUUUGGUUCUGAAAGUGAUCAGUCAACAACCCUCAUAGGCCUUCUCAAGACCGCCCGUCUCCUCCGCCUGGUGCGAGUCGCCAGGAAGCUUGACCGCUACUCGGAGUACGGCGCGGCCGUCCUCCUCCUCCUCAUGGCGACCUUUGCCCUCAUCGCCCACUGGCUGGCGUGUAUCUGGUACGCGAUCGGGUCGGCAGAGCGACAGCAACUCGAGCAUCAGAUAGGGUGGCUGGAUCACCUUGCCAACGAGACGCACCAGUAUUACAUAGACAAUGUUACCAGCAGUGGGCCCACGAUCAAAUCCAAGUACAUCACCGCGCUUUACUUCACGUUCAGCAGUCUGACCAGCGUCGGCUUCGGCAACGUCUCGCCGAACACCAACGCGGAGAAAAUCUUCUCGAUCUGUGUCAUGUUGAUAGGAUCACUCAUGUAUGCCAGUAUCUUUGGUAACGUUUCUGCCAUCAUCCAGCGCCUUUACUCCGGCACCGCCCGCUACCACACCCAGAUGCUGAGGGUCAAAGAGUUCAUCCGGUUCCAUCAGAUUCCAAACCCCCUACGACAGAGGUUGGAGGAAUACUUCCAGCACGCGUGGUCGUAUACCAAUGGAAUUGACAUGAAUAUGGUCUUGAAGAGUUUUCCGGAGUGUCUUCAAGCGGACAUUUGUCUCCAUCUCAAUCGGAACCUUCUCAACAACAGUCCGGCCUUCAAGGGUGCCAGUCCUGGCUGCCUCAGAGCCCUCUCCAUGAAGUUCAAGACGACUCACGCACCGCCGGGUGACACCCUUAUCCACCGUGGGGAUGUCUUGAGGGCUCUUUACUUUAUUUCCAGAGGCUCCAUUGAAAUUCUAAGAGAAGAUGUGGUACUUGCCAUCUUAGGUAAAGAUGAUGUGUUUGGAGAGAACAUUUGUGAACAUGAGAUUGUCGGCAAGUCGAAAUGCAACGUGCGUGCCCUGACAUAUUGUGACCUCCACAAGAUCCUAAGAGAUGACCUUUUGGAAGUCCUAGAGAUGUACCCAGAGUUUGCCGAACAGUUCACCAAGAAUCUAGAAAUAACCUUUGAACUCAGAGAUGAACAAGCUGCAUUAGGAAAGGAGCCAGAACCUGAGAUUAAAUCUUGCAAGAUUCCAGACACAGUACUCCAUGAUGAAAGAGAAAAGCCAAAUGAUUUCAAAUACCAGCCGAAAAGUGAGAUUGGUGUUAUUAAUAAAGACGCCCAGGCACGGCGAAUGAAGUUUGCGCAGAACCAAUCGGGCAGCUCCGGCCACAACAGCAUCCCGACCCUCGACUCCAGCGACGACGACGAGUGCGGCAGGGGCAUCCUCGAGUUCUCGCCCGACAUGGCGGGACGCGACGUUACCCCUGCCCCCGAGAUCCUGCAGGGGCACGAGGAGAACCGGAGGAGCGGUGGAGGGGUUGAAGGAGGAGGUGGUGGGGGCAGCAGAGGGGGUAGCUUCAAUACGAUAGCAGGUAUAGAUUCGCAUUCCUGCUUUCCUUCCUUCAAAGACUGGUUGAAUAGGGAGCAACAGGGUAGCGGUCAGGGUGCAUUAGCAGGAGUCAACAAUAUAGUGAAUGCUGUUACGGGUACCAGAGGGGCAAGUCCAGACUCAUCCCCGAUCAUGAAGCGAAAAGCACGGCAUUAUUCCAAUAACCAGAACGGGAAGAACGGCCAGAGAGGUUCUCAACAACCAGAUAUCAUUGUAGAAGAUGUGAGCAGUUUUGUAUCUAAUCCCGAUAUUGAGAGGCGGUUAGAUGACCUUCAGCGUCAGAUGAGUCGCUUGGAGGUGAAGGUGACCGGGGACAUGAACUCUAUUUUGGACAUUCUGCACAGGAUGCAUCAGAUGUACGCGUCGCCCCCGCAGCUGCUGCCGAGUCGCGUCAGGCAGCAACGUCCGACCCUCCCCCGCAUGCGCUCGGCUCCCUCGCACCCCCAUACCUCGCAUAGUUCCAGUUCCCCGGAAAGGAGCAUCCUUAAAACCCACAGCACGGACUUCCCCGCUCCCCCGCACAGCAAGAGCAGCUCAAGGCAUGCACGAACUUCGGCUCGAAGUGAGCCCUCGUUGACGGGGAGCGGAGGAAUGGGAAGGCUGCCCCAGGAUCGUGAUGGAGGGGUGUCAUCUCUGGAUAGUCCAGAAUCGGUAGAAGAUGGCCCAGUCAGCAGGCGGAGACCUAAACCUCCCGAAAGCUUGAUCCUAUCAUCGUUGUCAGAUGUCUCUGUAGAUAGUCAUAGUAGUAUACACUCGGAGGAGGCCCCUGUCUCCUCACCCCUCUUCACUCAAUCUGCCCACAUACCAAAGAGCAGCUCCAUGCCGGCAUCCAGCUCCACCAGGAUCUCAUGGAAUGGAGCUGACGGAGACUCCACCAGUCCACCAAUCAGGAAUACUGAUGUAUAGCCAACUUGCAGGUCAUGGUCCUAAUUGACCAAUGAGGCACCCUGUUACAACACCCAAAAUCAUGGUUGUAGCUGACCCAACAGCAUCCUGAUGCAGAGUGACUGUAGUUCUUGAUCAACGCUUGCCAUAAUCAGCACCUUUGAUGUAUAGCCAACCCAUAGGUUAAUGUUUGACCAAUCAUGAACUUCGAUGUGGCAUCCAGAAUCCUAGUUAAACUUGGACAUACAGGUACCAUUCAGGUUCAUGAUCCAAACCAUGGUCAUGGUUGUAGCUGACCAGUUAGAAAAGCUGACCUAUUUAUGGGGUAGCAAUUGACCAAGAGAAGAAAUGAUUGUAUUGGCAAAAGCAUUUAGGAAUAUGAAGAUGUGUUCUGUAAUACCAUCCAAGAUCUUCAAUUGAAUUGGUGUUUAAACCAUUAUGAAAAGAAUAUCUAUGCUGUAUGAAGCUACAUUGAAAAGGCACAAGUGUGGCUAUUUUUGUCUUGGUUUAUACGAAAUUGAUUAUUUCUAGUGAUAUAAAAGUAAAGAGUUGGAUUUGGUGUCAAUAUGGUAUGCUUGGAAAAAGUCAAUCAUUGAAACAGUGAUGAGGUGGAUGGGUAGACAUGUUGCUACUGGGGUAACAAACCUUGUAUGUAAAAAAAGGGAAUAUUUGUGAAUGCAUGGGAGAGAAAAACAUAGCUGACAUUAUAUUGUAUCCGAUUGAAAGAGAGAUGGGAUUCAAAUUCAUGAUCAAAACACAGAAGUAACUUCCCAAAAAAAUGUGAAAUACAAGGUUUUGUCAAGGUACCAGCUUCAUUUUAGGUUUAGUGCUUAAAGGUUGACUCAACACCAACACCAAAUGGUCAACACCAAACUUGAAAUCACCCAUUGUAUUUGCCCUGCAUCAUGGCUGGGUCACCCAGCUAGGACAUGCAAGAAUACUCCCCAGGGAGUGGUGGCUGUGUAUGCACUGUAUUUGGGUAGGACUGAUUGGGUGUGAUGACUUAGGUGAUGAUAAUCUGUUAGUGCUUAGACAUUAUGAUUAUUAUUGUUAAAGAAAUAGAGCUAAACAAAUAGUGUAAUGCGAGACCAAAAGAGUAGAAGAAAAAAGGACAAAGAAAUAUUAAAGAAAAUCAUUGGUUGAUGGCUAUUGUUAAAAAGGAAAUGUUCGGCCAGUAUUAAAGUUCGAUAUAUUGUAAAGAGCUCUUGCAUGUUCCAAACUGGUAUUUACCUGAAGGUAUAUUGUAAAAGGAAAUUGAUAAUUAUGAAUAGUGAAGAAUUUAAAGAAAGUGAAUAAUGUACAAAUUGCUGACUAGAUGAAUGUUGAAUGGCCUUGUAUUCUAUAGAUGAAAGAGAAAAAAAUACAUUUUCCUAAGAUCAGUAUCUUUAAAAUUACCUUGUGGACAUUAGGACGGGUCCCCAGUUUUCUGUGAUUAUGAAAACUUACGAUUUUCUCACAAUUAGGAGAGUGCACAAAUUUUUUUAUGAAUUUCAACGAAUUAUUUUCAGAUAAUUAAUAUUUUCUUAUUCUAAAACGAGGAAGAAAAUAUGAGAAAGCAUUACAAGACAAAACAAAAUGAAAUCAACCGUAGAUCUGCAGAAAAUUUGAUCAAACCAAUCUAUAAUCGAAUUUACAUACUACAGAAUGCACUCAUACCGGUCACUUCAGUUUCGCUUUCCAGUGUCCGCCUCUUUUUUAGAUUUGACAUUUUUUAUUUGUAAUUAUUGCUUGGUCAUAAAAUUUGUGUAUGUCACCAAUGAACAUAAAAGUUUAGCGUACUGGAGAACGUCGAAUUUGCAAUCCAGGAAACUAAGAAAAUUGGGGACCUUAACAGCGUUGCUGAAUAUAUCCUGUGGAUAUACGAGAAGGAAAGGAAAGCUUUACAUGUGCAUAGCUGCCAAUUUAAGAGCCACAUUGACAGAGCUUUAAGGAUAAAUCUCAUGUGCGAGUUACAUAUAAUUUUUACAUUUUAAUUUCAGUUCCAUAUUUUGUUUGAUUUAAACCAUAUUGGUAUAAUAUUAAAUUUGACAUUCAUAAUACUUUGAUCUCUCACCUAAAUAAUUGUUAAACAUAAAUAAGUUUGGUCUCCUUGUGUUUUAAACCAUUAUGAUCAAUUUGUCUUUCUUAUGAAGAAGUAGGUUUUCAUUUUAUUUUAGUAGUAAGUAUUAUACAAUGAUUUAUUUUCAUAGCAUAUUGAUCCUUAAUUCGGUGGAUUCACAAUACGAUGCGCCAUUUAUCGAUUGCAGCGGACAGGCCGAAAUUCGCAAUGCCUCAUGGGAAAAAGUUGACAUCUGUUGUGCGCACUAGUACUAUAGUGCAUGCAUGCAUGCGAUUAUUCAGCACUGGCUGAUGCGGCUCGACCAGAUAUGCUGUUUAUUAAGGUCCGGGAGGUGGGAGGGAAAUGUACACAUAUAUUUCUAACCGUUUUGGGUGAAUUCUUGCCAUAUGGUUAUCGUUUUGAAGCAUCACAGUCACAUUAAAGUAUACUAGCACUGUGCGCGAUGUCGAACCCAAAGUUAGAAAUUUGGCCUGUUCACUACAACUGAUAGAUGGCGCACGAUAUUGUAAUUCCACCAAAUUCUAGAAUAAUGAAUCCUUUUCUGGUUGUGCCAUAUGUAUUCCCAUUCAGAUGUUUUGAUUAUUCAGAGAAAUUAGGUGUUUUACAUUCCUUCCACGUUUUAUAUGUUACAUGUUUUUAUGUUUUUUAAAGAUAAUCCCAAUCCCCAUUUGUAUUAACUAUAUGUCAGAUAUUGACAUUAUUGAAAAUGAUGUCUUUCCCCAUUUAUGCAGGAUAUAUUUUUUUUGUUCAAGAGAUCACAAAUCUUUCUUACUUUUUAUCUUUAAAGAAAAUGGUUGGUAUAAUUUCAACUUUAGUUUUACUUAAAUUGUGUGGUCUUAAUAAAUAAUUUUGAGUAUCAUUAUGGCAAGCCAAAUAUAACAUAACACUUGAAUGCUAUGAGCAAAGUUUUUUUAGCAUGCUGGGCAUUAAAAAUAAAGAAAACAAUAAAUAUAUAGUCUGGGAAUGAUAACUGCGAUAAUUUUCUGCACCAUUUCAAG
Molecule: messenger RNA, 5924 nt
Organism: Lytechinus pictus (painted urchin)
Lineage: Eukaryota; Metazoa; Echinodermata; Echinoidea; Temnopleuroida; Toxopneustidae
Product: potassium voltage-gated channel subfamily H member 7-like
Exons: 9
Coding region: 348-2888 (846 amino acids)
Biological process (GO): potassium ion transmembrane transport; membrane repolarization during action potential
Cellular component (GO): plasma membrane
Molecular function (GO): inward rectifier potassium channel activity
Source: RefSeq, a predicted model, not a curated record